GCUUCCGUGCCUAAACCAUGAAAGGAAGCAAGUGCUUCUUCCUCUAUGCCGCCUUCUUCUUGCCUUUUGUCAUCAUAGUCAGUGCAGCGCAUUCUUGUGAAUACCCAAAACCAGGUGGUAAUCACUUGCAGAAGCUCUUUGUCUUCGGUGACUCCUUUGUCGACAAUGGAAAUCUCGGCAAGAUUGGCAAGUUAGCGAGAAGCUGGACUUAUCCUUAUGGAAUUACAUUCCCUCAUCACCCUACCGGCCGCUUCUCCGACGGAAGAGUCCUUUCCGACUUCAUAGCUUCCUUCAUGAGAAUCAGAUCUCCCAUACCUUACAAGUAUAGAAAAUUUGGGUUCAAACUGCUCCACUAUGGAAUGAACUUUGCAGUUGGAGGUACUGGUGUGUUUGAUACUGGAGACUUUCAGAGGAAUCUCACUGUCCAGAUAGAUGUCUUUGAGAGACAGAUCAAGAACGGCAUCUUCUCACUUUGUGAUCUUGAUUCUUCUAUUGCAUUGGUUGCUGUUUCUGGCAAUGACUAUGGAACCUAUCAAUCUUCUGGUCACCCUUUCAAUGAAAUAUCAACAUUCAUGAAUUCAUUGAUGAGUCAGCUGAAAGUUGAUCUGAAGAGAAUUCAUGAUCUUGGGGUUAGGAAAGUGGUGGUGACAAACUUGCAUCCUUUGGGAUGCACACCCAUGAUAGCCAGGGUAUCUAAUUACUCAAGUUGCAACUCUACCAUCAAUUUGGCUGUGCAGCUACACAACCAAAAGCUUGAUGCUGCUGUGAAGGAGCUGCUCAUUGAAACCAGGAGCUAUGACACUUUCAUGUCUCUUGAUGUACACGGAGCUUUUUGGUCCAUUCUUGCGCAAGGAACAGAGAAGUUCAAGAAUGGCCUCAAGCCGUGCUGUGAAGGUGACACAAAUGCCAUAAAUUGUGGAGAAGUAGAUGACAAGGGAGUAAAACUCUACAAGCUGUGUAGUGACCCUCAAGAUUAUUUCUACUGGGAUUCGGUGCAUCCGACUCAAGCUGGUUGGACUGCUGUUUAUCAGACUCUCAAGCCAUCACUUUCUAAGAUUUUCAAGUAGUUUCAUGUUUGCAUAUCUCUAGUUUUUGAUAGGAAGCUUUUGGUUGCAACUACUAAGGAAAAAUAAUGUGUACCUCCAAUUAUCUUUGUAAGCUUAGUUUGUUGUAAUA
Messenger RNA from Dioscorea cayenensis subsp. rotundata (Guinea yam), 1176 nucleotides. Its product is annotated as GDSL esterase/lipase At5g03610-like. The record is from RefSeq and is a predicted model, not a curated record. Gene Ontology annotation, molecular function: hydrolase activity, acting on ester bonds. Lineage: Eukaryota; Viridiplantae; Streptophyta; Magnoliopsida; Dioscoreales; Dioscoreaceae. Bases 18 to 1067 code for a protein of 349 amino acids. The transcript is spliced from 5 exons.